Molecule: messenger RNA, 16650 nt
Organism: Chironomus riparius
Lineage: Eukaryota; Metazoa; Arthropoda; Insecta; Diptera; Chironomidae
Source: the annotation of a GenBank genome assembly
CUUUUCUUCGAUAGUUAACUUUUAUUAUUAGAAGACUUGAUUAUAAUAAAAAAAAAAUUGGCGUUGAUUUCUUUUAGAUUGUUAAGAGUAAAAGAAAUGAGAAAUUGAUUGAGUAAGGAAGAUUAUUAGGAAAAGCAUGGAAAAGGGUAGAGAAAAUAAAGAUUUUCUUAAAGAAGAUGGAUAUUUAUCGGUGGAUUCUUGUAAAAGAGUCCACAAAAUUAUAUUCCAUCCGAAUUUAAACGUGAUGUUAAUUAUAACAAAUCAAUCGAUUGUAAUUUUGGACAUAAAUUCUGGAGUAAUUUUGCAACAAAUACAUAAUGAAUCCAACAAAGUAGUAAAUGGAAGAUACCUAAUUGAACAUGAUAAAAUUUUAUUUUGGAAUGAUACGAAUAUGGGUAUGCGAAGUGUAUAUCCAACGAGUGUAUUGCUAUUAGAAACUAUUCUUCAGACUCCAAUAUGUAGUCCGGAUAAUGUUGUCAAAGUUGAGAUCUUACUAUCAGAAGCCGUUCUCUUAUACAACAGUUUACUAUCUCUGGAGCAACAAGGAGUUGAAAAUUCAGCCGAUAUUGUGAAUGAGCUGGUUCAAAAAAUCAGUGAAGCGCAGAAAAAAGGGAAAAAAGGAAUAAAGGCUCAAAAGUGGGACACAAUAUGCUUGGAACUUCCACACUCAAGCUUGAAAGUAGUUGCUAGUACGAUAGUUAUGGAACUGAAGAGUCUUCAAAGGCACAUACCUGCUCUAAGCAUCGCAUCAUCUAUCAAUGAACGAUUAACUGACCUCAUUAUUGGAGGCAGAGCAGUUGAAAAUGAUCAAAUUCAACGAUUUCAUAUGUAUUCAGAAGCUGCACGUCGUAAAACAUUCGAUUCUUGGCCUCAUAUGGACUACAAAUUUGCUCUUCCAGAUCAAAUGGCUCAAGCCGGAUUUUAUCAUCAAUCUAGUGAAACCGGGGAUGACCGAGCAAUGUGUUUCACAUGUUCUGUGUGCUUGGUGUGCUGGGAAAAAACAGACGAACCAUGGUCAGAACAUGAGCGACACUCCCCCGAUUGUGUUUUUCUAAAAGGCGAGUACACACAAAAUGUUCCAUUAUCAGUUACUUUUGCAACUAGUCCAGCAGUUGAAAUAUCAGGGUAUGAUAUUAUGUCCUUUGGCGAUUGUGAUAUUAUAUGUUUGGGAAACUCAGUAACUGGUGAUGUCUGUGUUUGGAGUGUCGAACGACAGCUAGAAAAAUGUGCAGAUUUUAAUAUAAAGUCAUGUGAAAAUAAUAUCAUGAAGCGUAAUAAUGAAGAGAGUGAAAUACAUAUUGAUUUAUUUGCUAUGUGCACUUUUAAGAAGGAAACUAUUACAAAGAUAAAGGAAUUGAAUUUAGACAAAUCCAAAUCGAAACGGAUUAGUGGGACACGGAUCAUUGUCGGAGUAAAAUGUAACGAAAUAGAAAAACAUAAAAAAAAGGCUUUUGAAUUAACAACCGGAAAGAAGUCAAAUUUUUAUUUAGUUUCAUAUGCGGUAGCAGAAGCUUUUUCUUCAUCGACAAAUAAAUUUUCAACUUUAAAUGGAAACGAUAGUGAAUCAUUAAGUUCCCACGCAAAUGGAAAAAGUGGAUCAUCGUCUCUAAUUACGAUUCACGAGUCUACAUAUGAAGAGAGGCUUGAAGGAUUUGAUGACAUUUUAAAAUUUGUCGAUAAUAAAGAUAACGCUAACGUUAAGAAAGCUGAUUCGCAAAUGACUGGAGUAUUGAAAAAUGAUCAUGCUUGGACUUUUAUUCCUAAAAAUGAAUCAUCUGAGAUAGAUUCGGUCAAAUCUUUAGCAGUGAAUGGUCCAUCAAUUGCUUCAAAACAAAAUACAACACAAGCAACAGAAUUCUUAGCAAAGAAUAAUACUGAAAGUGAAUUCGUUUGUUUUCCUAUGCAAGCCAUUGAAAUAGUUGACAUGAAUGAUAGUUAUGAAAUCAAAGAAAUUUUAACUUCGAGUGAUAAUCAUUACAUGAUUGUUUUCUUAAAAUCCUGCUUACCUGUAAAUGAAAAUGAAUGUAUGGAAACUGAUGUUAUAAAAAAUGGAACUAUACAGUCUCAAGUACUUGUCUAUGAAAUAGAUGACAAAGGACUUAUUAUGGAACAAAUUGUUUCUAAACGAAUCUUUGCUAAUGAUCAAGUACCAGUAGAAUUUUGCAUAUUACCAAAAUUCGAUACUAAUGAGCGCUUCUUUAGUGGAUGCCCAACUGAUUCAAAUGCAUUUGUAAUAACAUGCUCAGACGGUUCGAUAAAAGUCUUGUCGAUUGAAACAUUAAAUACUUUAUCUGAAGCAAAGGUUCAAGGAGAAAAUUUUAUUUCUUGUGUUUACUGUAAAAAUUUAGAACGCUUAUGUGCUUCAACAGCAAAUGGAACUUUACACUUUUACUCUUUUUAUGAUCUCGAUAACGAUUCAAGUGACGAAAUCGAGGAUGAAAUUAUAAAUUCGGUUGAAUCUAUUGAAAAUAAAUAUAAAAGAGUUUUGCCAUCGACUUCCAAAGCGUUUUCAAGAAUUGAAUGUGAAAAAAAUUCAAAAACUGAAAUAAUUGCUAAUCGGAAAAGUUUAAACUUGAAUGAUUUGAAAAAUCUCUAUUCAUUGACGCAAUUCGACGAAAAUCUCACUUCAUACUCCGCUGAAGUUCCAGGAUGUUGGACAGAAAUAUUUCAAGCAAAAAGACGUCAUCCUCAGAAUUUAAGUCCUGGUGAAGACACACAUUUAACGAGAACAUGGAGAUUGCAUAAUGAUGCAACAACAUGGGAUGAACAUUUAAUUGAAUUGAGUCUACCGAAACCCCCAUCAAUCGGACAUAUUGAUUUCAAAUUUUCAAUUCUACAACCCUGUAGUAAUCCACCUGCCAUACAAGUAACCUUACUGAAACAAAAAUCUAUUGGAUUAUGCUGCCGUAGAAAGCCGGGAUCAAAUAAACAAAGCUUCGCUGAACCAUCGAAAGAAGAUGUUGACAACAAUAUAAAUUUCAAUUUGAACUCUGGAACGUCACAAACAAAUACUUUCUAUGACAAUACAACAAUUGAGAAUCCAGUUUUAUCUGAGGAAUAUUUACAAGCCAGAAAUGCUGAAAUUCUUGUGGGGCCGAUCGAAUUGUCUUCAUGUAUGGAUCUAAAUGAACAAGGGGGUACGGUUACGUUUAUCAGCCCGAAACUGCUUAAGUCCAAAGCAAGGAAUUAUUUGAUUCAUUUAAAAACAAUGACUGAUGUGUCUAAGGAUAGUCAAUCUAAAACCAGAGGAUGCGAUUGGCUUCAUGAAAUAUCCAUAACGAUAAGAGCAACACGUGAAGUUUCAAGUAUAAACAACGAACGAUUACAACGCCUCGCAAUGUUGGAGUCAAAUAUUCUGAUGAAAAAUCUUAUUGGCAUAGUUAUUAGUAACAGUAGUUCACUAAUGCAAAAUAUUUCGAUAGACAUAUUAUAUUGGAUUCAGUGCAUAAAUUUAGCACGUUUUCGAAUUCCUAAAUCAUUACCCGAAAUUAAUUCACAUCAAAGAUUUUGUGUCGAAAUAAUUCAGGAAAAUUUAAAUGAGAUAAUACAAAAUUGCAUCCUCAUAAAUAAUCGUAGUAUGGCAAAGAAGACAGUUAAGCUUAUAGUUACCACUCUAAAUGGUGCAAGAAAUAUGACUGAUCAAAUAUCUUGUUCAAAUUAUGAAACUUCAUUAAAAAUGUCGAUAUUAUCACAAAUUCCCAAUAUCAUCAAAAUUAAACAUGCUGGAUCUCUAAGAUGGUUUGCAUUAUUAAUUGCUGACACAACAACAAACGAAUCACAGGGGGCUAUUUCUGUUGAAUUGAUGAAGCUCCUAGUUGAUAUUUUGAAUGAAGUAUCAAAAAGAGCAAACACUUUAAAUUCAUUAUUACAAUCACGAUUCGGAUUAUAUGGAAUGCCUUUUGAAUCUGAUUUGUUUGAUACGGAAAUACCGUCUUUUGGAAGGAACACUAACAACAAUAAUUCAUACUGCAACGUUUUUUUGCAUAAACCUGGUGUUAAUGGGCAGCAACCACAACCAAUACAAAAUCAAUUUAGUGAUUUAAAGAACUUUUGUGCCACUGACAAUUCAGAAAUAAGAAUUCCCUUUCACUUACGAAAAAAAAGUAUAAACAAUCACAUUAAGGGCUUAUUGGAAGUAGAACCGUUGCAUUUUAUAUGCUCAUCGACAUCUGAAGCAACAAGAAUUGAAAAUAUGGAUUCAAUAUCCUUACAAGCUACAAGUACAAUUGAUGAUAUUUUAAUUGAAACACCGCCUCAGAUUGGAACAUCGAAAUUAGCUGGGAAUGAUCAUAUUAUUAAAAUGCCCAAUGAAAAGAUUUCGUUUAAUAAUGAAACUGAGCUGGAAAAAAAAAUUGAGUCACCAUAUGCUCUCGCUAAAAAUGUGGUAGAUAAGAUUUUUUAUUCACAAAUAAAGAAAAAUAAAUACAAGGAGCCAUAUAUAAAAACAGGAACAAGUAAUACACCAAUAUUUACUGGAGAUGAAGAGUUUAUGAUGAUGCAACAGCAGGAAUCUAAUGAAAAAUCAAUUAUUGAAUCAAAUAAUCAAAAUUCAUCUACAGUCUAUAAUGAUAGAGUACGUGAAUUUAUUGAUAGUACGAAACUAGAUGAUAGCUUGAAUUUUCUACCAUGGCAUAAAUUACUAAGUUUGCCUACAAAACAAAUGAUUGUAAUUGACAGAAUGCAUUCAGGAGCUAGAAGACAAGUAACACUAGAUUUUGGAAAUCCUGUUGUGUUAACAGAUAUUGUCAUUCCGGCUUGUAAUGAUUUGGCCUCGCUUACGAUUGACGUUUGGUGUUUUGACGAAGAAAGUGAUUGUGUUCGCCUUGCAUUGUGUAAUGAUAUUUCCAUAAAAAUGCUGAUUUUGAAUGAUUUACAACCGCCACCAAUAUGUCGUUACUUGAGAAUGACCUUCAUGGGUCGAUAUGGUAUGUCAGCUACAAGAUGUAAAUUACCAAUGGGUUCCUUUUUCGGACACAACGUUAUACUUGAUAGAGAUAGUUAUGCUGAUCCUGUAAUGAAAGUUGUUUCAACUAAGAAAACUUAUUUGCGAAACCAACUAAAAGUAUUAAACGCUUUUUAUGAAGACACACACUGUCGAUAUUGUUUGGCGAGUAGUAAAUUAUCUGAUCUUCUGAGACCAUUACUCAAGACUGAAAAUUCAAAUAUGUCUCAUAUGAAGUCUUAUUUGAAUCGUUUAAAGGAUAAUGAUGAAAAUAAUCAAGAAUUUAUCAAAAUUUUUACUGUUUAUGAAGAAUGUAUGAUGUUUCAAAACCAAUUAAAUGUUGUAAAAAACGUCAUCAAACGCAUUGAAAUCACAUUACACGAGGAUCGACAAAAACUUUUGGAAGACUUGUCGUUAAGUCAUUUAUCAACUGAUAAGCUUCACGUGUUAAGCGAAUGUUUGAUUGAAUUAUUACUACAUUUUGUAUCCACAUAUGAUACUCAAAGUAUCUCUAUAUUGCACAGCUUUUUUGAUCUAGAAACAUGUAAUUUAUUGUUUAGAACAUUAGUAAUUUAUGGAGAUUCUCAUGUUCGCAUCGCCACUUGUUCCAUGAUCGUAAAGAUGUGUUCUUACUCAAUAAAACCUUGGUGGGGUAAUUUUUUUGCCGAUAUAUUUACAUCAAUUUUCUCAUCGCAAAACACCGAAAUCUUUCCGCAAGAUAGGGUUUUUAUACUUUUAACAUAUUUGGGAAGAAAAAGUAUACAAUUGAACACGUGCAGAACGAUAGUGUUGGACUCGAUUUUAAAAACUGUUGCAAACCUCUUGGCUCCAUUAUCUAACGAAUAUGAAAAUCAUCUUCAAAUAUGGAAAAAUACGGACCUGACACUUUUGAGUUGGUUACUUCUAUUCUUGUCUGUGUGUUUAGAUGAUAACAACGAUAAGAAAGACAAUUUGAACCCUCGAUGGGACUUCAUGUCUGGUGAUAUCGCAAAAGCUCGACUUUGUAUGACAAGUAGCAAUCCAAGAUCUUUCUCACGUUCAUUUAAAAAACGUUUUACACAAAAUAAGCAAACUAGCUCAAAUCAAAACAAUAUCGCUGAAAAAGUUUAUAUGAUGUCAGAGCAAAUUGCAAAUACACCAAGCAUGUUAUCUUCAUCUACAUCAAAUUUAGACUCGGUUAUUAACAAAGCUCAAGAUUUAAAGAACCAUUUAAAAAAACUUCUUCCGAAUGACAAUGAGUAUAUUUUUCCAAAAAGUUUUCUAAAAAAAUCUGUAGCAGAAAUUAGUUCUAAAACAUCAAGUUCUCUAAAUAAUAACGGAACCAAUAAAGCUGAAGAUCAGACGAAUGAAAAUGUUAUUGAUAAAGGACUAAAAUCAAUUAAAGGACAAAAUGUUUUGGUUGUAAUUAGAGGGCUAAUAGGAUUACUUCUUAACAUGGAUUUUACGUGUAAUAUGGAUCUGUUUUUAUUAACGUGCAAAAUAAUUGCAAAACUCGUUAAUGCAUGCAAAAUAUCAGUUCAACUUAGUUCAAUAAUAACAGUUCAACAGUUACUUCAACUUGUCAGGUUAGCUGUAUGGGAAAAUCAACAAAAUUCUUGGGCAGUUCAUGCAAUAACUUGUUUACUUCAAGAUAUUUUAGAAGCAGAUCGUAGUUAUAAGUCUCUUCUUAUGGAAAACACUGAUCCUGAUGCUAUGGAAGUUGACAUGAACAACGGAAACGAAAUAUCAUUAGCACAAGCAUUAGGUUUUAUGUCAGAAUUUCCAUCGUCUACAUCUAGUCAGUCAUCAUCAAUAUUUAAAGAUUUCUGUAACUAUGAAGUUUUCAAAACAGACACAAAAUAUCAACUUCCUUCACUUAUAGAAGAUGAUACAGAUGGCAUUGAGGAUAUACUUGAUGACAUUUUAGAACAGUCGAAAAAGCUUACUUCUACCGGAGUCACAAAAACUAGUUUUGUUAAAAAGGAUUUAGCUCCUUCAUCAAACUCACAAUCAAGAAGCACUUAUACGUUACUUAACAGAUGCAAAGUUUCUUCCACUAUGGACUCAAGAUUAGAAUGUGGAUUGGAUACAAAUACAGAAAUCAAUUUCAGGCGAUUAAUAAUGAAAUCAUCUGUGAAUGUUAUUACAAAUAUUCCACAACAAGAGACUUUCGAUUCAGUUCAUAUUGAAACACCACCAUGGCCAGCAUCAACUUUAUCCGCUUGGAAUAAUGCUGAAUAUCAGCAAAAGAUUGAUACAAAUAUCAUGUUAAUGGAUGUUUUUGAAACUAUUUUUACUGAUUUGCACCUUGAAGAUUCGUGGCUUAACUUAGAACAGGUUUUGCAAUUAUGGCUAACAUUGAAUGGAGACAGUAAUGACCUUCCAAAAAUCAUUUUCAAUAAUCUUCAAUCAAAAAUACCUUUUGGCGAGAAAGCUGUAAAUGGGCUUUUAAAGGCGUUAGCAACUCGACCAGCAUUAAAAAUUCGCGGUUGGUGCUUAGGAUUUCUCUGUUUAAUAUAUUCAAUGUCCAGCAAGUCAACGGAUGAUUUUAGUCAAAUUAGUGGAACAGCUGAAGCAGCAGGAUAUAACAAAAAAAUAGGCCAAUUGAUAAUUAAUAAUGAAAAUUUUGAAAAAAUGCUCCUACGUUUUUGCAAUGGAAUCUACAAGAAUAACUCCAUACAUUCUACAUUCGCAGGUCCUACAGUUUGUCGCUUACUUCAGGAGUUAUUUACAUGUCUUCAAGUGAAAUGUCAAUUGCGGGAUGAGUUAAAAGAAACAUUAUUACGAGUAUGCUACUCUUUGGUUCAAGUUGAUGGAGCUAUCAGUAAAUCAUGUGGUCCGAUCGAUGCACAAAAUCAGAUAAUUAAAGAGCUUUUAAAUUACCAAUACCAGAAGACAGAUUUGAGCAUUGCUAUGAGCAUAAUUGAAUGCGUUUCAAAUCUCAUUUAUCAUUUUAUUACAAACAUUGAAAAAAUUCAGUGUCAAAAGAGCUCUGAUGGGAACUCUAGUUCAAAUAAUGUUUUUGGAAGUCUUUUUGCGACAGUUUUAGGUGCUGAAAAUACGCAAACAAAAACUGUUACUGAUUCAACAAUUUUAAUGAAUUUAAUAAAAUUAUCAUCAAUAUUCAUCAGAACUAAACUUCCACUACCAACGGCACAUAAUGACGUUGAAACAACUUCAGUUGAUUUUGUUGAGAACGAUGAAAGUCAAACAGAUGAAAUUAAAGCCGAACAACAAAAUCAAACAAAUGCACAGGCAGUUAAAAGGAAUUGGCCAACAUUUACGGACACUGUCUUACAACAUUCUCCAACAAUGAAUAGAUUUCUUAGUGCACUCUCACAUUGUAAUACGUCUUCGACCGCAUUACUUGUAAUAUGCUCUAUUUAUUCUCCAAUAUAUAAUGAAUCAAAAAAUGCAUCAUUAAGUGAUCCAAUGAAUGUUGAGGAUGCAUUGUUUCAACUGAUAAUCUACAUGAAUAAGUUGGCAUCUCAACCUUCUUUCAUGUUAAAACCAUUAUUUGACUAUAUUAAAUUUGUGUCAAAUGUUCGUCAUGCGAUGCCGAAAAUAUACUUAUCUGAGCCAUUUCUCUGGUUGAUGCUGAAAAUUCUUGAAACCAAUGUGGCCCUUAAAGUGUUUUGUGAAAUGGGUGGAAUAAAAAUAUUGGCAGAAAAUUUAGUGAGAAGCAAUCGUACACUUUUAAAUACUCAUCCAAAUUUGGUUACAAUGAUUAUGCAGCAUUUAUCAAAGGCACAAAACCACGUCCAAACAAUAUCAAAUCAAACAAAUAAAAAAUCAAUUGGAUCAUUAAAGUAUGAUGAAGGAUUAAUAAAUUUUGCACCAUACUGUACAAUAACUUCUGAAAACCCUUCAGCUCAGCCUGCGGAUGUUUUGAUCCAAGGACAAGUAUCGUCGCAUCGAAGAGCAAGAGCUGCUGCAUGGAGCUAUUUAUUUUAUCCAAAUGAGUCACAUGUAGACCUAAUAUUAACACUACCAAUUGCUGUUCUCUUAAAAGAAAUACAACUUCAACCUCAUUUGUCAACUCUUGCAUCAUGUCCUUCCGCUGUAUCAAUUGAAAUCUCACGAGAUGGGAUGAAUCUAAUUCCAUUGACUCAACCGAUUGUCACAUCGGGUAUGACCUGUAUUCGUCUAAAAUUUCCUCAAGCAGAGAUUGCUACGCAUCUUGUAAUACGACUUUAUCGUCCAAAAGACAGCUCAACAAUUGGACUGUCAAUGAUUUCCGUUUUGGGUACAUCAAUAUUCAAUGACAAAACAUCUAUAUCAAAUUUAUCAUCAAAUAAUAAUGAUGGGAAUAGUGACGAAGAGGCACAAUCUGAAAUUAGUUUUGGAUGGUUAAGAAUUCUUGCACAGUGUUUCAAUGUUGUAACAUACACUGAUAAUUCAAUCUCAAAUUUAGUCAUUGCAUCUGCAUCAGAAGUCAAUGGAUUUAUGGAAUCUUGUUGUUCUCUUCUAAGCAUUGCUCCAUCAAUGUCUAAUUUUUUACUUCAAAACUUGGAAACUGUUCUCUUAAAAUUAGGAUUGCACAGCCAAGAAUUAAGCUUAAAGUUAAUUAAUAUUCUGUUAAAUGAAAGUAUUCCACAUAUAUUCAAGUUAUGUAAUGAGACAGUCUCCGAUAUCCUUUAUCAACUAUGUACAACAUCAGAUUGCUUUUCACGAGAUCGAAUGCGAAUGAUUAUUGAUUGGCUAAUGAACUUGGAAUUGAAUAAUCAAUUAAAAAAUAUCAAUCCAAAUAGCGGCUACAUAAAAUGUAUUGCAUCGAUUUUAUGGCAAGCUUAUGCUACAAACUUAAUAUUAGAUCUUGGAAAUUUGAUAAAAUUAGAGCUAUUUGAAAGGCUAUAUAGUUGGUCAGAACAGAUUUCUGAAAAAAGUCCAAUGAAACUUGCAAUUGAUUCUGCGUUAUGCUCUGUUUGCUGUAUUAGACCAGAGUUUUUUAAUCUACUAUUAAAGAAAGUAGGCAUUCUGGUAGCAACAAAUAAUUUAUCAUGUCUUAGUGAUGACAGAAAGGAAAAUGAACGACUGAUGACAGACGAUAAUAAGCAAUUUAGUAAUGAGACUGAAGAAUGGUUUUCUAAUUAUACUAUUCAAAAUCUUUCAAUGUUGAAUUUAUCUUCAUCACAAAUGAAAACUAUUGCGAUGGCUUGCCAGUCUCCCUUAACUAUAUAUCAAUUAAUCGAUUCUGGUCUUCCUAGUCUAUUUACAACAGCUAUUUUAGAAUUCUGUCAUCUUUCAUCGAAUCAUGAAUUGCAGUACUCAUCAGCAUGCCAAACUGAUGCUGACAAAGCAUUGAAAGGAAAUUUUCCGAUGGUAAACGUUAAGAAAAUCACAGAUAUACUUAGUUUUAUGAGUGAAAUUUGCUGCGAAGAUGGACACAUGAGAGACUGGUUGGGAUCAUAUGAAGGAUCAAUGUGGAUAGAACCACUAUUGUCUUUAAUGUGUAAUAAUAAAUUACAAAAUUCAAUAAUCAAUGAUGACAUUAACAAUCAGACAUUUUUGGAGUUGGAGGAAACAGUCAUAAAGUUUUUGUCAAAUUUCACCUCUUGUCAUCCAAAGAAUCAAGAUAUACUCACAACUAACUUGAUAUCAGUUAUUCGUACAACCGAGAAAAACAAUUACAAUAUUAGCCAUCAAAGUCCUGGAAGUUCAACUCAUCCAUCAAGUUUGUUAAAUACAUUAUCAUAUAAUAUGAAAUAUUCAAUUUCUGGAUUCACUAGACGUCUUGUUCUGCAAAUUUUGCUUGAAAGCGAAAAAAUGGUAGUGAGUGUCAGAAGCGAUUUGCCUCUUCUAAGGAAAUACGAUGCAAACAUGACAUACAUUAGUAAUCACCCAUCGAAAAAACCAAAUUCUCAUCAUCUUUUGUUCUAUGUUAGCAUAAAUACUAAAUGCCAAGAAAUUUUGCAGAAUAGCAUAUCUGUGUAUAACAAUUUGCUUCCAUCAAUCAGUACCAAUGAAGGAAUAUCAACAAAGUCUUUAGAUUUUCCCAUCGAUAAUCGUUCAGAGAAAAAAGAUUUGUGGGAUUUAGGUAUGCAAAUGAAUUUUGGAAUGGAAUUUUUAAGCGUUGCUGCAGGUGUUCAAGCAAAAGACAAACGUUCUAAAGAACUAAAAAACCAAGAAAAUGAACAGAAAACAAAAGAUAUUUUUAAUGUUUUUAAAACGAAAACUGAAGAAUCAAAAGGAUUACCUCACAGUAUUCAAUUUUUUCAUAACGCUUGUCCAGAUAUCGCAAUCACUAGCGACACGACUGUAGCUCAAAUUUUGACAAUGCUCAAAUCGAACGGCAUCUCAUUAUCAACACCAUGCAUUAAUUUAAAUUUGAUUCAAUUAAAGAAUAAUUCAAAUGAUGAUGAUGCUGCAUCUGAAAUUUUGAAAGCUUCAGAUUUUAAUCCAUUAUCAUCUCCUUUGCAAAUAUUCUCAAGUCGUGGGGGAUUAUCAUUGUUGGCACAUUAUCUUCCAACUGUUUACCCAGAGCAACCUAAACAUAUCCAAAAAUCUAGUGAAAAGGAAAAAAGUUUGCCUGGGGAAUGGGUCAAAGGAGAAUGGAUUAAAAUUGAACCAAACGAAGAAAUUUAUGAGGAUGUCGAUGACGGUAUUGAUAGUUCGUGUAAAAUUGCAAAUGUCAUAUCAUCAGUACCUCAACAUUCUCUAGCUGCAUUCGGACUUUUUCUUAAACUACCUGCCUAUUCUGAGGUGUUAUUACGCGAUAAAACUCGAGCACAGUGUCUUUUAAGAUUGAUUCUUGGAGUAACUGGUGAUGGGGAAGGAAAUGAUAUUUACAGUUUAACACUCAGUUCCUCUCUACCAACACUGCCAUUUGAGAUUUUGAAACAAUUAUUAGACAGUUCGCCGCUCUCAACAGAUGAUGGUGUUUUACUGAGACGAAUGAUUUGCGAAAUUGGCGCAAGUCAUCUUGUCUUAAAUUGUCUGAGUAUUUUUACUCAUCAUAGCUCCAAUUUAGCAACAGGCCAAGAACUCAUGAAAACAUCUUCAACGAAAUGUCAGACAGUGCUUAACGAAGAUCAAACAUCUGAUGACAAAAGUCACGUUUAUUGGGCAAAGGGCACAGGGUUUGGAACUGGAUCUACUCAACAAUCAUGGAAUGUUGAACAAGCGCUUCUGAAGCAAAAAAGUGAAGAAGAUUUUGUAACGGUACUUUUACAGGUCCUUUCAAGUUACAUCAAUCCUGGCGAUAUAAUUCCUAACGCUGAUUCAAAUAGCAUUAAUUAUCGCGAGUCAGCUUUAAACACAUGUGAUCUUCCACCACUUUUUAUAGAUCUUGUUCAACAAUCUUGUCUAAUUCCUGCAUUAUGCUCAUAUUUAAGAAACGACUCAGUUCUUGACAUAACAAGACACAUUCCAUUGUAUCGAGCAAUUUUACAACUCUUAAGAGCGCUGUCAAUUUCGACACAAUUGAUUAAUUUAUUAACAACAAAACAGGAAAACGAUUCAAAAACAUCAAUAGCAAGUCUACUUUUCAACAUGAAAUCCUGUGUUGACACCUAUGCUAGUCGUUUGAAGAUUAACAAGAAAUCUAAUUUGAAGGGGCAAUCACAGAAAAUAUCCAUUAAUCUCGAUGAGAGUGAUGACGAAGGAUUAGCAUUAUUAAUUCCAGACAUACAAGAGACCACUUCUUUAGUUCAAUCUGCAACAUAUUCAGAUAAUAAUAGUUUCGAUAAAGAACAACAGCAAUCGAUGGCUAUUGAAAAUCAAAUUAAUAAUACGAGUAUGGAAGAAAAAUAUUUAGAAGUCAUGAAAAAAUUACAGUUUGAUACAUUUGAGAUGAUAGCAGAGUCAGAAAAUGGAUACAGAUUUACAGUCUCUCAUCAUUUUGAAUCAAAUGUAAGGAUGAGUAAUGAUCGAGGAAAUCCUGGAAGAGUUAAACGCUUGGCUCAGGAAGCGACAACACUAUCAACAAGUUUACCACUUUCAUUUAGCAGUUCUGUUUUUGUUCGAUGUGAUACUGAUCGAUUAGAUAUAAUGAAGGUACUUAUAACAGGCCCAUCUGAGACUCCAUAUGCAAAUGGAUGUUUUGAAUUUGAUGUAUACUUCCCACAUGAUUAUCCAAAUUCACCAAUGAUGAUUAAUUUAGAGACGACGGGACGACAUUCUGUAAGGUUUAACCCUAAUUUAUAUAAUGAUGGGAAAGUUUGUCUUAGUAUUUUAAACACUUGGCAUGGAAGGCCUGAGGAAAAAUGGAAUGCUCAAACAUCUAGCUUCUUGCAAGUUCUAGUUUCUAUUCAGUCACUUAUAUUAGUAAGUGAGCCAUAUUUUAAUGAGCCCGGUUUUGAAAGAUCCCGUGGAACACAAAGUGGGAAUCAUUCGUCGCGAGAAUAUAACAGUAACAUAUAUCAAGCUUGUGUAAAAUGGGCUAUGUUGGAGCAAAUUCGAAAUCCAUCACCAUGCUUUAAAGACGUCAUUUUCACCCAUUUUUGGUUUAAAAGAAACGAAAUUUGUCAGCAAAUUGAAAGUUGGAUUGAUGAAUUGAGCCGCUCAACUCAAGUUAGCGAACGUUGUGGAAGAACAAUUUCUUUUAAUUCGAUGGUUCUAAAACGGCAGUAUCGACAACUGAGAGAUGAAUUUGCAAAACUAUCAGUGCCGGAAAACUUAAAAAAUUUCAAAAAUCCAUUUAAUUUAAAUGCAUUAUCAACUGGUUCUUUAGAAAAUGAUAAAUUUGAAAAUUUGGAAGAGUCCAAACAGUUACAAAUAGAACAAAAAAAUAAUUCUGAUAUCGAAUCAUCUAUCAUACAAAUAGAUCAAAUGAAGGAUAUUCAGGAGAUGGUAACAGAUGAUUAAUUUACUAUAUUCAAUUUUAAUUUUUUCCUGAUAAAAACAAGAGCAAAAUAUUAAAAACGGGGCUCGUCGAAUAAAAUCCGAAUAAAAUUAAUACAAGAAAAUAUUUGAAUUUUUCCCUCUUUUUAUCGCUAAAUAUUUGAUGAAUUAUAUUUUUAAAAUUUUGAUGUAUUCUGAAGUUUAGAGUAACUUUAAGCUUUUUGAACUAGCAAUCUUAUUUGAAAAAGUAGUAAAAAAAAAUUUCUUCAGUUUAUCUUUAAAAGUGAUUUUCGUGCAAAAUUUUAUGCUUUAAAAUUUUCUUUGAUAUAUUUAAGUUUUUAUGUCGAGUUUCAGCGUCAGAGACCGUGCUUUAACUAAGAUUUUUUUCUGUACCUAGAACGUUAACGAUAACAUUAUCUAUAUCAAAAUGAAGGUCUUGGAGAGCUCAAUAUGGGUAAUUCCAUGGAACAAUUUUUCUAUAAAAUUGUCUCUAAAUUGAUUUUUUCUAUUUCUCUGAGCUUUUUCUCUGAGAUAUGUAAAAAUUCAUAAGCUAUGUUAUUUAAUAAAAAUAUCUCUUCUAAAAUAGUUGAAUAGUGAAUUAUUUCAAUUUCUUCUGCUGUUACUUGUUAACGCUCAACAAAAAAUUGUUCAAUUCUACAAACUUUUACUUCUCAUUCAUUAGCUACUUUUAUAAUAGAAAAUAUAUACAGGAUGAUAGGUUCUUGAACAUUCAAUCAUAUUUUGACUCAAGGUUAAUUCAAGAGUAUACGGCCUGUUUCACUAAAGUCGAUUAUCGUCGAUUUCGGAUUAUCCACUUCAGUUUUUUGGAAAUAUCUUCAGACGCUUAAGGUUAUUAAGAGAUCGAAUGUGUGAUCUAGUUGGAGUACUUUGCCACUUAAAUUAACAUAUUAACACGUGCUUCUUAAAUUUCAAAUAAUUCCAACUGACUUUGAUAUCAUAUCAUAUUUCCUAUAGAUUCUUUUUUAUUACAAUUUGAAUAAAUCUAAAACUUAGGAAAUUGACCUAUGAGCAAGCAUUUAUCCAGAAAUAUUUUUUAUGAUUUUAAAACCAAAAUUUGGAAAUUUCUUUUUUGUAGUUUUCUUGUCGCUAAAAUCUGCCAAAAUUAUCUCAAAUUUAUUUUGAAAUUUUGAUUUAAAAUUAUCAAAAAUGAAGAAAAAUGAACUAUAAACAUUUUUUUUUUACAAUUUAUUUAAUACCGGUGUUGAAAACCCUAUUACAAACAUGCUGUUUCUGACACUGAAUUCAUUUUCGACGAGCCGUAAUCAAUUUCUUUUUAAUUAAAUAUUUAUGGUUUAAAAGGGAUUAAAUAAAGCUAUGGAAGAAUGAUCCAAAAAUUAAAAAAAAAAAACAAUUCAAUCGAAAAAUUUUAUUUAUGUAUUUUUUUUUUAUUAUUGAAUUUACAAAUUUUAUAUCAUACUGAAUUUAUAUCAACAAAAUGGUAUUUUAAAAUCUUUUUUUUAAGUAGUAAGCUGUUUCGAACAACAUCUUGCGGUAAAUUACUUUAAUUAUUUUUUAUAAGAGAAGAAAUAAAAGACAAAGAAUUAGUUAUCAAAUCUAUCAUUCAGUAAGUUAUUUCUUCUUGCUAUUCUUAUCAUUUUUGGCGCCUUUUGAAUUUUGGCUUGCAACUUUCGCUUUUUUAUUUUUCGGUUCUUCUUGAUCCUCUUCUCCAUCAUCAAACUCUUCUUCAUCGAUUUCUUCCUCGAUUUCAUCAGUAUCAAUGUCACCGAUUAAAUGAUGACCAUGAAUAUGAACAGGACCUUUUAUUAAAAAAAAGAUAUUUUAUUUUUGUUGUGUACCUAACAUCGUAAGCGGGAAAGUGAAAAGUUGAAAAGCAUGCUGGACGAAAAAGGAAGUUUAGAUCUUCUUUAAGUGUUGUACUUUAAUUUCAGCUGUUUUCAAUUUGAUAAUUAUAUGCAAAGGCUUUUUAAUAAAUACCACUAGAUUUGCUCUCAAAAAAUUACGAAAUAAGCUAGAUUUUUGCGACCUUUUACUUUCACUUUAAAUUUUUUUUGUUCUCAAACAUUGUACAGUAGCGAGUAAAAGUAAUUGGCCACUCACAUUUUCUGCUCUAUCUUUUGAUUGGAACCACGAAAAGUGAUGAAAUUUUCACCAAUUAUUCCAUUUUUUAUUACUAAUACACUAAUGUAAGCCUUAAUUCAUAAUUCAUUCAUUUUUGUACAGUUUUUCCACAAGGGAGUUUUUUUGAGGGAGCAAAAGUAAUUGGCCACUUUUUAGAUUACAAUUGUUCAAAGUUAAUCAUAGAAUUGAAUAUUUAUUUGAACGUAUUCUGGUAAAAACUGUACUAUUAGUGUAUUAGUAAUAAAAAAUGGAAUAAUUGGUGAAAAUUUCAUCACUUUUCGUGAUUCCAAUCAAAAGAUAGAGCAGAAAAUGUGAGUGGCCAAUUACUUUUACUCGCUACUGUAUAUUGGCAAACUUUUCAAAGUGAUUGAAAUGUUUUGCAUACAAGCUUCGAACAGGACUUAAACUAAGGUUCUUUAUUUGCUCGGUCACCGUGUGCACAACAUUUCAUGUGUGCUGAUCGGUGAAAUUUCUUGUUAAAAUAGCUUAAGACAUACCUUCUCCUUGAAUCAAUGUAAAUUUGAUUGGAGCAUCAGGAAAUUCUAGAAAACUUUGACUGCAUCGAUUCUCUCCGACUUUUAAAACAGCAAUCGGAAUUUUAACUAUUGAAUCCUCAGAUUUUGUCUCUACCUAAGAGUUUUAAUAUUUAAAGGUUAAUUACACUAGAAUUUUUAUAACUAAACGCAAUAAGUUAUUUACCUCAACAACGUUGUAUUCAUCUGAUUUUGCUUCAACACCAAGUAAUAUCUGUUUUACAAUUAACUUAUUAGCUCUUGGAUACUCUUCGGCACCACUUGUACUUUCGGGAUUCCAGAGGACAUGAGCUUUAGCUCCUUUUAAUGUAACAC